This is a messenger RNA of Fusarium oxysporum Fo47, 318 nucleotides long. RefSeq lists its product as uncharacterized. Lineage: Eukaryota; Fungi; Ascomycota; Sordariomycetes; Hypocreales; Nectriaceae. The coding region runs from base 1 to 318 and encodes 105 amino acids. The transcript has 2 exons. The record is from RefSeq and is a predicted model, not a curated record.
AUGGCCGAUAACAUCUGUGAGCAUGGUGCCCACCAAUUUCUCCUCGAAGGAGACUGCAACGAUGAGAUCAGUAAGGUGCAGAAGAGGCUCCGCAAGGUCCUCGAGAUGGCCAAGACGGAAAUGGCGCGUGUUCAGCGCGAAGAGCCCGAGCUUGCCAAGGAAACAGGUGAGAUGGUCAAGGUCCGAACGCGACGACCUAUCAGCAUGCGUCGCGACAUGUCCGUCGGCCUCAAGGAGGGCAGCCCAACACCUACAAAGGAGCUGGAGCCCGCCAAGCUAGAAGAGCCAUGUUGCGGUAGUGAUAUUGGGAUAAUCUGA